AGGAGAAUGCGUUUAUGCGGUUUACUUAUUUCUUGUUUGAGUCUGUGCUAUGGCUAUAAGUUCCUUGUCUACUCACCCAUCUACGGUUAUUCUCAUACAAAUUUCAUGGGUGCUAUAGCAGAUACGCUCACAGAGGCUGGACAUAAUGUGACCAUGCUCAUGCCUGUCAUGGAUUUCGAACAGGAAAAUAAAACUGGUGUAAAACUGACGAAGCACGUGAUCAAAGUACCAACCGAUCCGCGGGUUGUUGUCAUGAUGAAAUACAAAGCAGAUAUCUUGAGCAAAAUGUGGACUAUGGAGCCAAGCAUUUUCGGAAUGCUAAAUAUGGUCCGGAACAUGACUAAGUCAUUCGUUUACCAAUGUGAAAGGGUUAUCACGGAUGAGCAGCUGUUGAAACAAUUACGAGAUGAAAAGUUUGAUGUCGGCAUUUCGGAAGCUAUUGGCAUAUGUGGUUUUGGAGUUUUUGAGCUUGCCCAAAUACCAGCCUCUAUAGCAGCCCUCUCCAUUGUUCAUAAAGAAAGUGUGGCGGCUAUGAUUGGCGAGUCUGUCAACCCCAGCUAUGUGCCAGGGCCAUUUUCUUUGUCUGGUGAUCGUAUGGGAUUCGUGGAUAGACUGAAAAAUAUAUUGGGAGUAGUUGCUGGAGAAACAUUUUUCAAAGGAGUCUUCAAUGGCGAGGAGGAGAUUUUCCGGAGAACGUACGGACCACAGUUCAAAGGCCAUAAGCAACUGAUAGCUGAGGCAUCCUAUCUGAUGACGAACUCCAACCCAUACCUGGACUAUCCUCGUCCGAUGUUGCACAAGACUGUGCCAAUUGGAGGGAUUGCUGUAUCGAUAGAUUCUAAGAAAAACAAACUCUCAAAGGAAUGGGAUGCUAUCUUGAACGAACGGAACAGCACUGUCCUAGUGUCGUUCGGAUCGCUGGCAAAGGCGAUCUACAUGCCGGAGCAGUACAUAAACUCGCUUCUGACAGUGUUUGAGAGGAUGCCAGAGACCACAUUUAUAAUGAAAUAUGAAGAAGAAGGUGCAAAGAUAGCGGAUCAUCUCCCCAAUGUUCAUCUAAGCACCUGGUUUCCUCAAAAUGCUCUUUUGAGUGACCCUCGUCUUAACGCAUUCGUCACUCAUGGAGGAUUGGGUAGCACAACGGAACUUGCUCAUCAAGGGAAACCGGCUAUACUCAUUCCUCUCUUUGGUGACCAAUCCCGUAACGCAGGAAUGCUGGCCAAGCAUGGAGGAAGUAUCGUCCUAACAAAAUAUGAUCUGGAGAAUCCAGAAAAAUUGGAAAAAUCGCUUCGCACCUUGCUCAGCGAUCCGAGUUAUGCUCAAAAUGCCAAGCGUCUUUCGAGCAUGCUGAUUAAUCAACCGAUUAGUGCUAAGCAGCUUCUUGUACGACACAGUGAAUUUGCAGCAGAAUUCGGUCGUGUACCGAACCUGGAUCCAUACAGUCGCCAGUUAUCAUUUAUACAGUAUUAUCUCAUCGACAUUAUAUUAGUAACUAGUGCCGAUAUGCUAGACACCUUCAUAUUCCUACUGCAUGUUCUGCCCAACAUCAUCGGUCUUCUGCUCAACGCUCUACUCUUCGUCAUAGCACGAUAUCGCAGCCCAAGCAAUAUUGAACAAUACUCUCUACUCAUUCUAAAUUUUGCUGUAUGCGAUUUCUUUGCAUGCCUGACAUCCUUAUUUGUAUGUCAGAGAAUAAUACCAAACGGAACGUCAUUGUUCUAUCUUUCCGAAGGACCAUGCCGAUAUUUUGGUGCUAGAACUUGCUAUGUUAGCUACAGCGUAAUGCUUCAUCUAUACGCCCACACCCUGUACAGUACCCUAUUAUCAUUCUCAUUUCGAUAUUACAUAUUGAAUUAUCAAACGCCAUCGAGAAACACGCUAAAACUGCUCAUUCUACUUAUCUACGUUCCAUCUUUUGUCCAAAUGGUACUCUUCAGCUUUGCGGAUGAUCCGGCAGAGAUUAUUCAACCUUUGCUCCAAGAAGCAUAUCAUCAGUACAAUCUUACCGGUUGCACGAUUACUGGUAAUCUGAAUGUCUUUGAAUGGAAAGCCCUCAGCACAAUUCUGCACAUGACUGUGCCAAUCACUCCAGUCUAUGACGAAGCACCUGCACCAUCAGUUACUCAAGGUGAGAAAAGUGUGGUACAGACCGAAUCAAGAAAUGGCAGAGCACAAGCAAGUGGUUCAAAUGUGUCUCUCUCUGUUGAUUGA
Messenger RNA from Cylicocyclus nassatus, 2211 nucleotides. The record is from the annotation of a GenBank genome assembly. Lineage: Eukaryota; Metazoa; Nematoda; Chromadorea; Rhabditida; Strongylidae.